Laccaria bicolor S238N-H82 is the source of this 663-nucleotide messenger RNA. RefSeq lists its product as uncharacterized. The transcript has 4 exons. Gene Ontology annotation, cellular component: Golgi membrane; trans-Golgi network. Bases 1 to 663 code for a protein of 220 amino acids. NCBI's taxonomy places the organism in Eukaryota, Fungi, Basidiomycota, Agaricomycetes, Agaricales, Hydnangiaceae. The record is from RefSeq and is a predicted model, not a curated record. Gene Ontology annotation, biological process: protein localization to Golgi apparatus; Golgi to plasma membrane protein transport; Golgi to endosome transport.
AUGGCACCCCAAACGAAUUGGGAUCCUGUUCUUCUUAUAUCUCAGAUUCUAUCAAUGCAAACGUUACACUACCUAACACUAUCCAUCAUAAUCCCUCCCCUCCUAAGCCUAUUCGCAGACCCAACAUCACUAAACUACGAAGGUGGCCCUGCUAACGUCGGCAUGAUAAUGGACUGGCGAGAAAUGGCAGGCCGACCCACUGUACGAGGAACAUACGGCGGGGAACGCUGGACGUCAUACACCCAAUGGGCCUGGAGCGGUGGUAAGAAAGUCGGGUAUGGGUGGGAAGAAGAUCGGUGGGAUGGGCGGACGGACCCUAUGAGGGGGUGGAUCAUCGCUGGGUGUUGGUUGGUUGCUUGUUCUGCCGACAUAUACUACCUAUACACCCUAAUCCGGCGCCCCCGCCUCAUCCUCGACUUCGCACUGACACUGGUAUUCAACCACCUAGUACUAACGACGUACUACUCCGCCACGCUACCCACCUCUUUCUUUUUUUGGCUCGUCUUGUUUGGCGGGUCGGCGGUGAUGGUGGUGGUGGCUGAGCAGCUGUGCGUGAAGAGGGAGAUGAGGGAGGGGUUGAGUGUGGUUAAUGUGCGGCCUGAUCCGGAGGAUGUGGAGGUGGAUGAGAUGGAGAUGGGGGGGCUGUUGUCGAGGAGGGAUUGA